UUUCUUUCCAAAGCUGCUUUGCAAAUGGCAAGAGCCCCUUCACAAUCUUUCUACUAGCUAGCCAGCCACUUGAUCAUCUAAUCUCCAUCUAUCUAUCUCUUGGUUGACAAUACCUGAUAAGCUAUAGUCCUCACCAUGACGUCGGUAUCAGGCCUUGAGGUUGACAUCCAUAUCAUUGAGGGUCGAAACCUCGUUGCGAAAGAUCGCAAUCUCAUGUUCCAGAAAACCAGCAGUGAUCCGUUUGUGAAAAUCUUUCAUGGCGACAAGAGAAUCGGCAAGACCAAGGUCAUCAAAAAGACACUCAAUCCAGAAUGGCACGAACAGUUUCAUCUCCACAUUGAUCAGUACGACUUUCUGAAUUAUGUCGGUAAUGGUGCCAACAAGUUCAAUCUUCAAAAUGCCAAAAUCCCACCCAUCAUGCUGUAUCUGUUUGAUGAAGACAAGGCUUCGGCCGAUGAUCCCAUGGGAACCGUCGCCAUCCCACUGGAUCUACUGGUGGAACCGAAGCAACAAUGGCUCAAAGUGGAAAACGGAGAGGGAAAAAAUUACUGUAGAAAUGCAAAGGGUGAAGUCUCGGUUUUGAUCAAAAUCCAGGCCCAACAAGUGCUGCAGCUUAUCAAAGGAAAUAUCCACCCCAUGAAACAUGAUCAAGUUACGGUGGGGUUGGCAUGGGAACCACUCAACCAAACCACCCAAAUUGAUUUGGACGCCUCUUGCGUGGCCUUGAGUACCACGGGAGAGGUCCUGAUGGAGCAUACGGUUUACUAUGGGAACCCUUUCAACCCCACCGAGUGCAUACUUCACACGGGAGACGAAACCACGGGGGACAAAAAGGGUGAUGAUGAAAGCAUCAUUCUGAAUCUAAAAUACAUCCCGGAUGAGGUCCUCUGCUUGUACCUGGUGCUGAGUGUCGUCACUCCCAACUAUACCCUGGCACAAAUCCAAUCCACCAUGGUUCGCUUCUACUACUUUGGUGGGGACAAGGAGGAACACGGCAUCUGCCGUAUGUCUCCCUCUCCCGAAAACACAAAGGACACGAGUCUCAUCUUGGCGAGGCUUUCACGGGAUCACGACCGACUGUGGGAGCUCAGUCCAGUCGAAGUGGGCACCAGUCCUGCCCGUGACUUUGGAUCACUAAUACCUCAGAUCAAGUCACUCACCAAAGACUUGUUGCCCAGAAUCAAAAUUGACCCCGCAGAGCGGGUGGCCAUUAUGAGAAAGGAUGGUGGUGUGAUUCGUAUUCAGGACUUUUGUCCUGCCCAAGUCUUGCCCGUGACAGUCUCCUUUGGGUUGGCGUGGGACGUUACGGAUGGAAAAUCCAUCGAUCUCGACGCAUCCGUCAUUUGCUUGGAUGCCGAUCUAAAAGAGGUCGACAUUAUCUCCUUUCGAAACCUAAAGUCCGCGGAUGGAGCCAUUCUACAUCAGGGUGAUCAGACCACUGGAAAGGCUGCUGGCGAUGAUGAAACAAUUGACAUUCUACUGGAGAGUGUAAGUUCCAGAUGCAAGUACAUUGGAAUCAUUGUCAAUUCAUACUCGGGUCAGGAGCUGGAUGACGUUGCUCGAGCUUCCUGUCGUCUCUAUGAUACUGAGACUAGGGCGGAAAUUGCGCGAUAUGCACUUACGGAUUCCAAAGAGCUGGACAAGCAUACGGCUCUCUUGAUGGGUUGUCUCUACCGCAGUUCUAACGGGCAAUGGCUUUUGGCCAUCAUCUCCGCUCCGGCGCACGGGAGAAUGGCGGAAGACAACGUUGAUGAGCUGCAAAAAUGGCUACGCAGGAACCCACCACCGAAUGCACCCACUGUCGUCGUUCAGGAGGUGCCUGACAAUGACCUCGUUAGCAUGCCUGACCACGUACCACACGACACAGAAAAAGAAACCGUGUUGGUCCCCAGCACUUAUUUGCAGUAGUUGCUGCUGGUGCAGUGUUCCGUACGAGAGGGGCAAGCGCAAUGAACAAACUCUACAUGUAGGAUGCAUCGGAAACGUCCGCUACAAACCAGAAGGUCCAUGUACAGAGGAGCAAUUCAAUCAAAAAGGUAGACGGCAACGAACAGAGCAAACUUGCAUGUUUUGAUGCGUGUGUUUUAUUAGUGAAGAGUCCAUGUUUUGUUUCAUUAAUUUAAAGUUUCGAAUCCUCCUAAUCUGUGCUCUUCUGACAACGAUGAAAGAAGCCCGCAUCGUCGCUCGCUUUGCUGUAGUUUUGUCGUCUACGACCUUCCGAACAAGAAUCCCAAACCUUUCUGUAGGCCUCCCAUACCAGUGGAGAAUCCUUGCUCGUCACUUUCGUUUUCUUGCGCAUUCUUCUUUCCGUACUUUCGCAGCUGCAUCUCGGUGAGACCACGGUCGGAUUGCACAGGCAGCAGGGCGAAUCGACGCGACGACGGCAAUGGAUUGUUGAUCCAAGGCGUGGCGUUAGAUGCAGUGGUGCCCAAGUCGGCUGAUGGAACGUCGGUUGAGCUUGACGCAGCAUCACUUGCUCGUCCCAACAACGAAGUAAGGAACAAAUCGAUAGCCUCCAGUGCACGUUGAUGCUUCUCUGGGAUGGUUUUGGCAACGGCCCCUGCCCUUGGGAAUGGAGUGAGCUUCCGAUCAGUAUCACCCAGUAAUUCUUCCAGGGAAUUUUUGGAGUUUCCUAGGAUAUCUUCCCUGGCUUGUCGCUGUUCAAAGAUUGCCGCAAGGUCGCGCUCCAAACGUUCAAAGUAGCAUGUUUUUACGAAUGAAAGAUCCGCUUUGAGCUGUAGCAAGGACGACACCGGCGGGUUCUUGUACUUCUUCUUGUUGUUGUCAUCUGUUUCGCUCUGGCGAAAAUCGUGCUCUUUUUGUGCAUCCUGGUAUGCUGCGACUACAAGGGCCAACGACUGGCGCACCAGCGACCAACGGAUGGUGUCCUUCAUUGUGGGAAUCUUGCCUCCCUCUGGAUCAGAGGCAUCCACAACAAUGCCAAGAGAAGUUGCAUACUCCAUCGAAGGAACCGGAAGAAGGGAAUCGGUGGGGAAGAUGGUCCCGUUCAACACGGAUGACACAUCCAAAAUGUACCCGACGACCAUCGGGGACACUUUCUCGAUUGCUCCAUUGGACCCUGGAGAGGCUCCUGUGUUGUACAGGCGAUUCCAUUCGUCAUCUGUCGUAGUAGAGGCAACUUCGUAGAAAUUGGUGAUUCGGGCAGACAGCUUUUCCACUGAAGGACGCAGGGACGCCUUGGCCCAACCCAAAAAGCAGUUUUCCACAAUGUCAUCUAGGGCCUGCUGGACAGUACCUAAUGCACUGUUGGUGCCAGCGUUGUCAUGACGCAAUCCUCGUGCCGUCAAGAGCGCCAAUUCGCUGAUGGUCACAUUAGCGGGCGCAUCCAUGGACGAAGAAAGGGGAACACUCGCAUUUGAGCUGUCAUAGGACGAUGCAGCGGCUAAAUCCGACGACGACUGUGGAAUUUGCUGCUGUUGAAUAUCGUAUUCCGCUCCCAACAGCAGUGUCUCCUUGACCAUCUCCGCUCCGUGAAAGGGUGUUCCCGAAAAGGCACUCUCGACUGCUUCCAUGGCUUCGGUAAAUGUGAUCAAUCCAUCAUCAUUGUCAUCGGCCA
Seminavis robusta is the source of this 3577-nucleotide messenger RNA. The record is from the annotation of a GenBank genome assembly. Lineage: Eukaryota; Bacillariophyta; Bacillariophyceae; Naviculales; Naviculaceae.